GGGCGCUCACCGCCUGCGAUUGCCACGGCGGGUUUAAGAUGGGCGCAUCGCCGCUUGCGGGCUUGAAGGGUCCUGACGUGCGUUGGGUUUUUGGUGACGGACUACGAGUUGGUUGUUUUAUGUGAUUUUUCGCUGAAAGACUCCUUGCACCGGAAAGAGAUUAAUAUUGAGGAUUGGGAUCGACGGCUACGAUCUGGUUUGGGACGCACGACUUUUGGACUUUGGACGAUCGACUCACCUCACCCGCUCAACCUCAUUCGCACACCUGGGACCUUCAACAGGCCCGCCACUCGCCGCCAUGUCGAUGCUCACCAUGUUCUCCGAGAAGAUCAUGACGCUGCCGCCGGGCGUCUCCGCGUCGCCCUCGCUGCGCGCCCGCAGCCCGCCCGCCGCCGCUGCACCCGCCCCGGGGACGUACACCGAGGGCCUCCGCGAGGAGCGGCGGCGCGUGCACCACGAGGCGGAUGUGGUGAUUGUCGGCGCGGGCAUCGUCGGCUGCGCGGCCGCCGUCGCGUUCGGCAAGCAGGGCCGCAGCGUCGUGCUGCUCGAGCGCAGCCUCAAGGAGCCCGACCGCAUCGUCGGCGAGCUGCUGCAGCCCGGCGGCGUGAAUGCGCUGAGGCAGCUGGGCAUGGAGGACUGCCUCGAGGGCAUCGACGCCAUCCCGUGCUACGGCUACCAGGUCUCGUACCACGGCGAGCCCGUCCACAUCCCCUACCCGGACAACCUGCUCUCCGACAAGCCCGGCAAGAAGCCCGAGGGCCGCUCGUUCCACCACGGCAAGUUCAUCUCGAAGCUGCGCGCCGCCGCCCUCGCCGCGCCCAACGUCACCGUCGUCGAGAGCACCGUCACCGACCUGGUCAAGAAUGGCCACACGGGGCAGGUGCUGGGCGUCGAGUGCCAAACCAAGGGCGAGAAGGACUACUACUUCGGCGCCGUGACGCUCGUCGCCGACGGCUACGCCUCCAAGUUCCGCAAGCAGUACAUCCCCGCCCAGCCCGCGGUGCGCAGCAAGUUCUGGGCCCUCGAGCUCAUCGACGCAGACCUCCCGCUGCCCAACCACGGCCACGUCUUCCUCACCGACGCGCCCCCCGUCCUCGUCUACCAGAUCGGCACGCACGAAACCCGCAUCCUAAUCGACAUCCCCGACGCCCUGCCCAGCGCCGCCCCCGCCGCCGGCGGCGUCAAAAACCACCUCACCUCCGUCGUGCUGCCCAGCCUGCCUGCGAGCUUGCAGCCCUCGUUCGCCCGCGCCCUCGCCGCCGGCAAGUUCCGCUCCAUGCCGAACUCGUUCCUGCCGCCGACGACGCAGAAAACGCGCGGCCUGAUCCUGCUCGGCGACGCGGCGAACAUGCGGCACCCGCUCACCGGCGGCGGCAUGACGGUCGCGCUCGCCGACGUCGUGACCCUCACGUCGCUGCUCGCGCCCGCGCACAUCCCCGACCUCGAGGACGCGGAGAGUGUCGUCGCGGCCAUGUCGCGCUUCCACUGGGCCCGCAAGCCGCACUCCUCCGUGAUUAAUAUCCUCGCCAUGGCGCUCUACGCCCUCUUCGCGGCGCACAACACGCACCUCACCGCCCUCAAGAACGGAUGCUUCCGGUACUUCCAGCUCGGCGGCGCCGCGCUGAGCGAACCCGCGGGCCUGCUGUCGGGAUUGAUUCGCAACCCCGCGACGCUGUUGUGGCAUUUCUUCGCCGUUGCGUUUUACGCGGUCCUGUGCCGUGCUAAGGAUGGGCCCGUGUGGCGCGUCCCCUGGGUUUUGGGGGUGGAGAGCGUGUUGAUUGUUUGGACCGCGGCGGUUACUAUUGGGCCGUAUCUUGUGGGGGAGAUGAGGGGGUAG
This is a messenger RNA of Boeremia exigua, 1837 nucleotides long. Its product is annotated as squalene monooxygenase. Gene Ontology annotation, cellular component: endoplasmic reticulum; membrane. The record is from RefSeq and is a predicted model, not a curated record. The transcript has 2 exons. NCBI's taxonomy places the organism in Eukaryota, Fungi, Ascomycota, Dothideomycetes, Pleosporales, Didymellaceae. Gene Ontology annotation, molecular function: flavin adenine dinucleotide binding; squalene monooxygenase activity. Bases 299 to 1837 code for a protein of 512 amino acids. Gene Ontology annotation, biological process: ergosterol biosynthetic process.